AUUCCUGCUAAAAUAAUGUGUUUCAAAUUGGGUCAUUUGACACUUACUUUGGCUAAUCGUCGUGUUGGUUAUUCUCGUAUUUUUUUGAAUGGGCGAAUCCCUGCUUCACGUAUUGACUUUACUAAAAUGUUUUCUCAGAAAACUGAUAAUGUGCAAGAGAAACUGAUGGUUAGUUAUGACGUCAAAGACUUAUUUGACAAUGUUACGAAGCGUUUUGAUAAAUUUGAUGAUAAGGUUGAUAAGCUAAAGGACCUCGUUAACCAAGUUGACAAACAGUUGGUUGAACUUCGUGGGGAUGUCAAGAAGGAUCUGACUGAACUUCGUGGGGAUGUCAAGAAGGAUCUGACUGAACUUCGUGGGGAUGUCAAGAAGGAUCUGACUGAACUUCGUGGGGAUGUCAAGAAGGAUCUGACUGAACUUCGUGGGGAUGUCAAGAAGGAUCUGACUGAAAUUCGUGGAGAUGUUAAGAACAUUUACAUUAUUGUGGCAAUUUCUUUGAGUGUAAUCUGUGCUGCGAUAAUUAAUUCGUGGAUUAGAUCGCUUUCUGACAGUGCAAAGGCUGGUAGAAGUGAUACACCAAUUACAACUUCUGAUUCUUCUUCUAGUGUAGGUUACAAGAAAGGCACCGGUUUUGUUAUGAAGGCUUUCAAUGAUGACUUAUUUGAUUCUCUCUAUUUUCUUUUUUAA
This is a messenger RNA of Meloidogyne enterolobii, 687 nucleotides long. The record is from the annotation of a GenBank genome assembly. Lineage: Eukaryota; Metazoa; Nematoda; Chromadorea; Rhabditida; Meloidogynidae.